AUGGGAGCUCAGCGGACUGUGAAAUCAUCGAGCUGGAGGAACGAGUUUGGCUUAGGAUACCAACCCUGUAACGGACGUGUCACACAUCAUCUCUUGACCUCUUCAGCCAUGGAGUCCAGCAAAAAGCGGCCACACACUCACGAACCAGACGCGUCUGUCUCCAAAAAACGCAUUCUGUCAGGUCCGAAUGGCACUCCGUAUGUCAAUGGGUCCACCCCCGACCUCGAAGAGCCAUCCGACCUAGACAAUCUUGAGCUCUUCCGCAAGGAAGCAAUAUUCCGUCGAAUGAGGCAUUAUUCACGCGAAUACGAUCGUAGUCAGGACCACCUCGCAGCCCUAGAAAGACGUAAGACUGCCUGUGAAGCGGGCUUGGCUGCUAUGGCGGCUUGCUGGUCACAGCUUCUUGAGACUAUCCGUCUUGUUGCCAAAUCUGAAGAUGUGGCGAAUACGCCAUUGAGUCGUGAUAUUUUCGAUAUUUCGUCAAGGAUUUCAGAAGACGACGCGCCGGAAUUGGUAUCAGCUUUGCAAGAUAACAUGGCCGUCACGCGCAAUAUCGUGUCCAGAGUUGCCAACCUUACCCCGUCAUCUGGUGGUGAUGCAUACCUCAAGUGCCAACAAGCACAAACUGAGUGUGCUGCCCUGCGUUCUGAGAUGCAAGUGAUGGCCGGCAAACUUCGUGAAUCAGAAGCUUUGAAACUCCGCUACCAUGAGCAACUUCAAGCAGCAGAGACAGCAGUAGACCGACUUCGCAGCAAAACCAUUGUGAUACAGAAGGCGCGGUUGGAAAAGGAGCAUGUGGGUGAAGGUGUGGAGGAGCAGAAAAAGCCGUCCUCUCCUGCACCUUCAGCCUCGUCACAGCAUGCUGCGAAUGGUCAUACCUCUUCUCCCGAGCACGAGAACCAGCUAUUUCUCGUAGAGCUACGAGAGAAAGAAAUCGCAAAGCUCAGAGACGAAAUCGCCGCCCUCACAUCCGCAAACUCGCAACUUGUGUUGAACUCCAAGGUGCCUCCACCAGAACUCGUCACAGAAUCUCCUCAUUACAAAGUUCUCAUGGAACAUACCGCAUAUCUAACCCACGCACUUUCCGAGACCCAGCAAGAAGUUCGCAGACUAACAAACGAGCUGCAAGAAGUACAUGAGGGGCACUCAAAAUGGUUAGAGGCGGCGAAGACUACUGCAAAUCAAACAGCCGAAGAAUUGAAGGUCAUGUUGCACAAACGGGAUGCAGAAAAUGCUCGGCUACGGGAUCAGCGCGACCAACAACAAGCCGAACUCGUUGAGCGGAGACAAAAAGACAGUGUCAAAACAGCUUCCGCCAAGGAGCUUGUCGCAUUGGCUGAAGCUCGUUCGGCGCGUAUUCAGGUGCUUGAGUCUCAAUUAGGCCGUUACAAAGCCAAGCUAGCAGCCAAUGCGGGAAGCAGGGAGUUGAUGGAGUUUUUCUUUUCUGGGCAGUUGGAAAGCAUUGCUUAUGUUGAGGAGAUGAAGAACCGGGUUGCAGCGGCAGAACAACGAGAAGCAGCCGUGAACCAAACACUCUCCAUCUUCCAAGAUGACCAUCCCAAUGUCGUGCAACAUAUGCAGGCGGAAGCUGAUGCACUCAAGAAACUUGCCGCUGCUUCGAUUAAAUUGGAUGACUAUGAGCGGUUAUUCGGCGAUUUACCCCUGGAUAUCGCUCUGUUGACCGCAAAACUCCGAGAACAAGAAGAAGAGCUCGUGAAACUACGGCUACUCAACGAACAACAUGAACAGGAAAAAACGCCGGUGUAUAGCGAAAUCGAUCAAUUAUCAACUGCAUGGGAAGCGCUUGAACGACAACUGAAGAGCAAAGUGUUCGAUCUCAAAGACCUCGAAGAUCGCCUUUCCAAGAGUGGUCUUGAGAAAGCCAAGUCGGACAACAAAUUCUUUGCGAUCAUGCGUGAGAAAGAGGCGGUGGAGAUCGAGCGCAAGAACCAAAAGCGCAAUCUGGAGAAGCAGCUGCAGGUUGUUGAGCGAUACAAGGAAUCGGACAAGAUCCUGAAUAACCAACUGGCAAAUUUUGAAAAAGACAUCUCCCAGCUUCGUCGAGUGGUUGAAUCCAGUCACCUUGAAUCCCUUAGUUUGAAGACAGAGAUUCGGGAGCUGAAAGGCUUGAGGGACGUCGAUACCAAAAAAGCCCUCGAGUCUUUUAAUCUACUCACUGAGCGAGAGAAGGAACUCACGGAGAAGCGAACCGAGUUGCACAAGCUAGGAGAAGAGCUCGCACUUUCAAGGCGUGAAAGCGACAAACACGCGACCAAAGUACGGGAACUGAGUUCCAGUUCGACUUCAGCGCGAGAAGAGGAUCUUCAGAAUGAACUGAAGAAAGCUAUGAGCGUUCUAAAAUGCAGUACGUGCAAAGGUAUCGGUUUCCGGGACACCGUCAUUACCAAGUGUGGCCAUACGUUCUGCAAAUCGUGCAUCGAUUCACGACUGUCGACUCGACAACGCAAGUGUCCUGCUUGCAAUCAGCCAUUUGCCAAGGAAGAAGUCGGCCAGAUUUUCCUUCAAUAA
This is a messenger RNA of Mycena indigotica, 2529 nucleotides long. Its product is annotated as E3 ubiquitin protein ligase. Bases 1 to 2529 code for a protein of 842 amino acids. The record is from RefSeq and is a predicted model, not a curated record. The transcript is spliced from 16 exons. Gene Ontology annotation, molecular function: metal ion binding; ubiquitin protein ligase activity. NCBI's taxonomy places the organism in Eukaryota, Fungi, Basidiomycota, Agaricomycetes, Agaricales, Mycenaceae. Gene Ontology annotation, cellular component: nucleus; HULC complex.